Messenger RNA from Daldinia caldariorum, 1769 nucleotides. RefSeq lists its product as uncharacterized. The transcript has a single exon. The coding region runs from base 534 to 1544 and encodes 336 amino acids. Lineage: Eukaryota; Fungi; Ascomycota; Sordariomycetes; Xylariales; Hypoxylaceae. The record is from RefSeq and is a predicted model, not a curated record.
UACCAACAACCGCGUAAAGCGAGUUGUUUGUAUCUGCAGCAUACCUCCUUCGAUACCUGGUAUCUAAGCGUAUAAACAGACAUCACGAACGUGUAUAAUCAACCAAUCUAAGAAGAUCUUUACCCUAGCAGCGAUCUUCAAAUGACUUAAAAUGCGCUAAGCAUAUUCUCCUUGCAUCCAAACUAGAAGCAGGAAGACUCCCUGUAGUUUGCAGUUAGCACAGCAACAAGAUAAUUUCCCGAUCUUUUUUUUCUUAAUCUCCACUCUCCACUUAUGUGUGCCGCAUUUGCACAUGGAUUGUUCAUGCGGGCAAUGGGCAAUGCCCGCUUAAAGAUUCUCGGUAUAGCUCAGGGAUAGGGGCCCAACUCUUAUUAUUGUGCUGGUCACGAUAGGGGUUUUAAGUACAUAUUUCAUACUCGGUCAGGUUGCAAGAUCUCUGAAUUAUCCAUUUUGUUUUCGCCAACCCGAAUCUAAUACACAUUUUACUUACAAUCAUAUCUUUCACCUUUUAUUUUUAUAGCCAUUAUUCAGCGAUGCUUGAGGAGGGAUCUGACGAGGACUACGUCCUAGUGACGCAGUUACCAUCUGAUUCUUGGUUCGAAGGAUUUGCUUUCCGGCCCGAUGGCAGAAUUCUAGCCUGUCGAUUAGACGAACCUGAAAUAUACACAUUGAAUCCUGAAGACCCGGACUCAACGCCUCAGCUACUACAUACCUUCACUGAAGAAGAUCAAACGACUGGUCUCGUCGAUGCAGAACCAAUACCAGGUACUAAGGAUGAAUAUUUCGUCCUGUCAACUAUCGGCGAUCUAAGCGGUGUCCAAUUCACCGACCCUAUUAUAUGGCGCGUUGUCCUCAGCCCAGACGACAGUAGCCCACCCAAAAUUACGAAGCUAGCCGAAAUCCCAGAAUCGGGUCUCUGCGCAGCCGUUAUCGCUAUUACGGAUCGUGUGGUGAUACUACCAGACUCGACUCAGAACUGCAUAUGGCAUGUCGAUACACAGACAGGCAAGGCAACGAUACUUAUGGCCGACGAUAGUAUGAAGAUAGCGGAAGGUGAAGGAAAUUUCUUUGGUCUUAACCGGAUAUGUGUAUCGGAUGAGUUUAUAUGGUUUACGAAUACUAGCGCCGGCCUAUUAGGUCGCAUUCCGAUCGAACGAGUCCACGAUGACCCGGCCGUAGGAAUCCGCGUCAGCGGACCCGUACAGAUUCUCUCCGACGAGAUCACUGAUUGUGACGGACUAGCUAUCACACGGGAUCAGACGGCAGCCUACACAUGCAGUUAUAAGGAUGGAUUUAUUUGGAAGGUUAACAUCGAGCCCUCGACAGGCCAGACCUCGACAAGUGUUAUUGUGAGCAAUUUGGCCUCUCCAACAGCUGUCGAGUUGGGAUACGUCAAUGGCAAAGUGAAAUUAUUCAUCGUGUGCUGUGGGGAGAUUCAAACAGGUUGGAUUCAGGAAAAAGAAAAUCCCUGGAGCGAUAUCGCAAAUAUUAAUUCGGCGGUGACGGUUCAGGUUGAAACUCAGGAAGUCAUUGAAAGCAUUUGAUAUUAGCGUAUUUGGGAAUUGCAACCGGACUGGAUAUUUACACUGGUAUAACGAAUGAUAGGUAGCCUAUAUACCCCUUGUAAUAGCAGCAUUAGGCGGAAGAUAUAACAUCUAAUUAAUGAAGAUAAAUUCAACAUAUUCGAAGAACUUGAGGUCCCGUUAGCAAAGCAAGAGUUUAGUUACGAUUACCUGUUACGUGAUUAGAGUUAAUACAUUGUACGUGGU